This is a messenger RNA of Oryzias melastigma (Indian medaka), 5925 nucleotides long. Its product is annotated as short transient receptor potential channel 4. Gene Ontology annotation, molecular function: protein binding; store-operated calcium channel activity; inositol 1,4,5 trisphosphate binding. The transcript has 15 exons. Gene Ontology annotation, cellular component: membrane; cation channel complex. NCBI's taxonomy places the organism in Eukaryota, Metazoa, Chordata, Actinopteri, Beloniformes, Adrianichthyidae. The record is from RefSeq and is a predicted model, not a curated record. Gene Ontology annotation, biological process: regulation of cytosolic calcium ion concentration; calcium ion transmembrane transport; manganese ion transport. The coding region runs from base 731 to 3664 and encodes 977 amino acids.
AAAGUUUAUUUUUUUUUCAGUUUGGAUAACAGGUUUCCAAUCAAAAGAAGAGAGCAGAGGUGCUGGUUUAAUUCCUCUCGCUGUGGCACAUUGCGGCUCCAAGUGCGCACGGCCCCUCUGCAGCAGCUCUCUGCAGACCGCCUGCCAGGCAUCUGGAUCCUCUGCGUUUAUUUCUGGAGCCGCUGCGCUUUCCUCCAUCUCCCCCUCUCCCACCACCACAACAGGUGGAUUAAGUCGACAGGGAAAGAACAUUGUGAGAUCAGACCCUUUGGGGGGGAAGUGGAGGAGGCGCUGCAGACUCAGAUGUGGUCUGCAGGGGAAACUUGUGCGGUUGUUCCUCUUUUUUUAAAAUCUCUGCUUUAGGAUUUGUUUCGCGGCGAGCGGGAUGCGGUGUUUUCCUUGCGUAAGAGCAAAUCGUGAUCAACACGGAGCUGCACCGAGACAGAUCUCCAACAGCAUGAGUGGAGAAUGAAGGUUGGAUUUGGAGGAAACAACUAAAGUGUCUGGAAAGCAGCUGCGUCUUCGUGUGGAUCAGCGCGGAUGGUUUCUUCUCGACGCAGGUUUGAAGAAGUUGAAAGGAUUUUUUUUUCUUCAUGCUGUUUUCCAAAGGACGGACAUUGAGUUUCCAGAGAGAAGUUCCAAUGCUCUGCAUCCAAAAGUGUGAACUCCCUCCGGCUGGUACCAGCUGCAGCAGUGUUAACAGGGUGCUGGAAAGCUGAAGACCAGGGAGAUGUCACAGCUGUACUACCGCAGGACUGACAGCUCUUCCUACCGGGAUCGCAUCCCAUUGAGAAUUGUGCGGGCCGAGUCGGAGUUGUCAAAUCUGGAGAAAGCCUACCUGGGAGCUGUGGAGAAGGGGGACUAUGCUAGCGUCAAACAAGCUCUGGAGGAGGCUGAGAUCUACUUCAAGAUCAACAUCAAUUGCAUCGACCCUCUCGGCCGCACAGCUCUGCUGAUCGCCAUCGAGAACGAGAACCUGGAAAUCAUUGAGCUCCUGCUAAGCUUCAACGUCUAUGUCGGCGAUGCCCUUCUGCACGCAAUCCGCAAGGAGGUGGUAGGAGCCGUGGAGCUUCUGCUUAAUCACAAGAAACCCAGUGGAGGCAUGCAGGUCCCUCCUAUCCUUUUGGACAAGCAGUACUCUGACUUCACCCCUGACAUCACUCCGAUCAUCCUUGCUGCACACACCAACAACUAUGAAAUUAUCAAGCUGCUGGUGCAGAAGGGAGUGUCGAUGCCUCAGCCGCAUGAGGUGCGCUGUAACUGUGUGGAGUGUGUGUCUAGCUCAGAUGUGGACAGCUUGCGGCACUCGCGCUCUCGCCUCAACAUCUACAGAGCGCUGUCGAGUCCCUCUCUAAUUGCGCUCUCCAGUGAGGACCCUUUCCUUACUGCUUUCAGGCUGAGCUGGGAGCUGCAGGAGCUCAGCAAGGUUGAAAACGAGUUUAAGUCGGAGUAUGAGGAGUUGUCUCAGCAGUGCAAACAGUUUGCCAAGGAUCUUCUGGACCAAACCAGGAGCUCCAGAGAGCUGGAGAUGAUCCUGAACUACAGAGACGAUAUAAAGUUGUUAGAGGAGGAGGGGAACAACGAUCUCGCAAGACUCAAACUGGCGAUCAAGUACCACCAAAAAGAGUUUGUAGCACAGCCUAAUUGUCAACAGCUGCUGGCGUCCAGAUGGUACGACGAGUUUCCGGGCUGGAGGCGGCGCCACUGGGCAGGAAAAUUCAUCACUUGCGUCUUCAUUGGCCUCCUCUUCCCUCUGUUUGCUUUCUGCUACCUCAUCGCCCCUAAGAGCCGCUACGGCCUCUUCAUCCGCAAGCCCUUCAUCAAGUUUAUCUGCCACACGGCAUCCUACCUGACUUUCCUGUUCCUGCUGCUCCUCGCCUCCCAGCACAUCGUUGCCACGGAGCAGGACCGGCAGAACCGGCAGGGGCCAGCACCAACCGCUGUGGAGUGGAUGAUCUUGCCAUGGGUGCUGGGGUUCAUUUGGGCAGAGAUCAAGCAAAUGUGGGAUGGUGGAUUUCAAGACUACAUCCAUGACUGGUGGAACCUGAUGGACUUUGUCAUGAACUCUCUUUACCUGGCCACCAUUUCCCUUAAGAUUGUAGCUUACACAAAGUACAGUGGAAGUAAACCGAGGAACCAAUGGGAAAUGUGGCAUCCUACUUUAGUGGCUGAGGCCUUGUUUGCUAUAGCGAACAUCUUCAGCUCCCUGCGCCUCAUCUCACUCUUCACAGCCAACUCCCACCUGGGGCCUCUGCAGAUCUCUCUCGGGCGAAUGCUGCUGGACAUCCUCAAGUUCCUCUUCAUCUACUGUCUGGUUCUGCUGGCUUUCGCUAACGGGCUGAACCAGCUGUACUUUUACUACGAGACAAAAGCUUCUGAUGAGAGAGGGAAAUGCAAAGGCAUUCGCUGUGUGGAGCAGAACAAUGCUUUCUCUUCGUUGUUUGAAACGCUCCAGUCUCUUUUCUGGUCCAUCUUCGGCCUCAUCAGCCUCUAUGUGACGAACGUGGAUGCAGACCACCAGUUCACGGAGUUCGUCGGUGCCACCAUGUUUGGGACGUACAACAUCAUAUCUCUGGUGGUGCUCCUCAACAUGCUCAUUGCUAUGAUGAACAACUCCUACCAACACAUUGCUGAUCAUGCAGACAUUGAGUGGAAGUUUGCCAGGACAAAGCUGUGGAUGAGCUACUUUGAGGAAGGAGCAACUCUGCCCACACCUUUCAACAUCAUCCCUAGCCCCAAAUCCUUCUGGUACCUUCUGUGUUGGAUCAAGAGACAAGUGUGCAAAAGGACGAGGUUCAAGAGUACGGAAAGUUUUGGAACUAUUGGGAGGCGAGCAGCAGAGAACCUCAGAACAAACCACCAAUAUCAGGAGGUUUUAAGGAACCUGGUGAAACGCUAUGUGGCUGCCAUGAUCAGAGAUGCUAAGACAGAAGAAGGUCUAACUGAGGAUAAUUUUAAGGAGCUAAAGCAGGACAUCUCCAGUUUCCGGUACGAGGUGAUGGGCAUGAUGAAGACGGGAAAGCCUGCUCUUCAGGGUGCAAUAGCCAGUGGCAGCUCUGUGGAUUCCAGUCUGGCCUACCCUAAUUCCUCGCUCAAGAUUUCUCCCUGCCCAGCGAUCAGCCAGGCGAAGAGCAAACUAAACCGGUUCAAGAUUACCACGUCCCUUUUGAAGCAAAGCAGCUCCUCGGCUUCACCCAGACCCCCUGAAGCCUCCAACGGCCUACCGAACGGACUCCUGCCUCUGGCCUCAAGCGACAGCUGCAGCCAGAUGUCAAGACAGUGGAGGAACCUCCCCAAAGACAUUAGUGACUUUGGCAUGUUUCACAAACUCCACUGGGGGAGCACAGAUGUCAAAGGUGGCACAGGGGAACCUUCCAGGGAGAUGUACUGUUUGUCAGAAGAAGUGGGAGAUUCUGGGGGUUCAGACACAGACGAUCAGAGCAAGGAGGCUGCAGACGCAGCAAAGACUGACAAGGAGCUGCCAGGAAGGAAAAGAAAGGAUGAGGCUCCAGAAACGAAGGAGGUGUCAAGCAUGAAGGGCAGCGUUGAUAAAAACGAAGAGAGGAAAACUGCAGAAGGAAAUAAAGAUCCACUUUGCACAGACUCAGCAGCAGAUGGAUGCUUGUUGGGAUCCGCCAGAGAAGAUGCAAAUGAUGAGAAAUGACUCGCCCUCAUGGCUGAAGAGAAGCUGGACCCCCAAAAAAGGCUGCGUUCACACUGCAGGAAACAGCAACAUAAGCCCCCUAUUUUACACCAAAUUCUUCCCCUACCCCUACAUUUAGCCCUCCAAAUGGGGAGUUAUGGGAAAAUAGAUGCUCCUUCCCUUCUCACUAUUAGGGCUUGAUUGAAAAAAAUGUAUUACUCGAUUUGAAUUGAUUUAAGUUAAAUAGAUCAAUAUUUGAUUCACAAAAGAUAUAAAUCAAUUUAGCACAAAAAGCUAAAAUCGGAAUCGAAUCGAUUCUGGAAAUUCUAACCGAUACCCAGCCCUACUCUCUGUAGAGUGCACUAUAUAGCACUUUCGCCUUUUUGUAGUAGUGUCGAAAUAUACGAAUCCAAAAUCCAGUGUACUAGAAAUUUUCUAGAAGUCUUUGCAAAAUAACGAGCAUGCAUCACUGCUUCCUAUAUUAGAAAUUAAAGACCAGCAGUUGAACAAUUUUUGCAAAAAAACAUGUUUAAAUGUAAUUUUUUAAAUAAAAUAUUCACAUAUCAUCAUCAGAACACAGUGGAGUCACAAAUAGACACCCUGAAAUUUACAUAUUCUGACAUAGCCAGUGUCUUCAAAUUUAGACGUUACUCCUACUCGAUGAUGUCAUCAGUAGUGGCCGGUCAGCUGUGUUAGCGAGGAGCUACUAGCAGUGGAGGACUCUCUAUCCCUCUGCUGCACGGGCCAGCCCUUAAAAAAAACUAUUUUGGACACCCCUACCCCUCCAAAUACCCCUACAAGGGGAAGUAGAAGCCAUAGGGAUAGGGAAAGAUUUUGGAUUCAGCCUUAGACUUUGAUCAGAAACUAAACAGUUCAAAAAGUAUUAAAGACCCACUCUGAUCAACUUUUCUAAGCCCUCCCCCACUUUCCCCUCAUCCAUCUACUAACCAGCUAGCUUAUAGCCCCUCACAUCCCCAACAUAACAUCAUGGAGAGCAAUAUUGGAGCUAUCCAGCUGUAGAGUUUAGAGCCAGCAACAAAGGCGCACAUGGAUCUACUCAUCUACAAAAGAGUGGAGCAGGGAGCUUGUGGCCCCCAAAUAAUUGUUUCUACAGAACAACUACAAUCCUUUCUAAACAAUAUUACUCCUGAUUCACAAUGAUUUUAAAAAAGAAAUAUUAAAAAAUGAAUUUUUAAGCUUAUUUUUUCUUUAUUUUUGCCCUCCAUCAUGAGACAGAUGCUACAAGAACAUCGAAGUUGGCCUUUAAAUCAAAAUUGUGUUCUAUUCCAAUUGAAACCACUUGAAAAUGUACUAUAUUUUGCCAUACGGUCGUUGUCUGUAAAGGGAUGAUGCAUUUUUCUUACUUUAAUGUUUUAAUGUUUAAGACUUUACAUAAUAAGGGGAGAUGCUAACCCUAUGUCUUCGUUAGGAUGUUAUUCUCCUCUUGUUAUCUGUUCUGUUCAUGCAGGCCACUGCUUCCCUGCUUCAGUUCAUCCUAUCAGUGAACCUGUCCUAAAAAGGGGGAAUUGUGCAACAAGUCCUGCAGUGUGAAUGGAGCUGUUUCUAAAGGAAUGACCACUUUUGACUCUAGAGACUCAGGGAGACCAAUUGGUUUAAGUGAAAUACAUUAGCAGAGGAAAUGCAGCAAAUGUGGAAUGCAGGUUUGUGUGAACUUUCCAAGAUGAUACAACUCAUCUUUACUGCUCUACAUUGAAGAAAGGGGGUAAUUAUUCCCUCUGAUAGAUAAGAAUUCCUUUUUGAUCUGUGUCACUUUCUCUUAAUCUUCUCAGACAUGUGAAUCACUGUUCAGAUGAUCCCGUUGUUUAACCUCUAUUACCGAUCUCUCUACCUCUUUUCCCGCCCUUUUAUCUCAACACCACUCCAACAUCCUCCUGUCGUAGCUCACUGAAGCAAUAGAUGUGUUGUUUUUGACCUGACUUCCUGCCUUAGACUGUCUGUUUCUGCACUUUACACGACUCACACUGGCAUUCUGUCACUUACCGAUGUGUCAGCUGUCAUCACGAACAUUCUCUCAUCCUGUCAUUGUUUUUUCUAUGCAAAAACCUUGCAUUUUGACUCAUCACUCUAACAAGGUUGGCUGUCAGUUCGUGACAGAUGUUCCCCAACAGAACUGAGCUUUGAGGGACGUGAACACAAAUGUCUGUCAUUUGAUGCAACAGAUUAUUCAUGUUUAAACACUCAGAUCUGAUUAGCUGUUUUCAAUAUUUAAUGGUAGUUUCAAUGAAUGGCAUAAAAAAAUAAAGAAGGAAUUAAAAAAUGUA